AUGUGUGCCAUAUGGUGGGUAAAACUUUACAAACAGUACGAGCAGGCGUACAAGCAAGCAGGACAGCACAACGAACCAAGUAACAGCAGCGUCAGCAGAAUCAGUAUUAGGGAAAUGAGCUCUCACUCCCGACACGAGAGCACUGCAUAUGCAGAUGCUGACAACAUAGAGAAAGCAAUAGACAAAUGGCAUAGUAUCAAGACAAGGCUUGAUAGACUUCAUAAGGGAUACAAUGAUGAGAUAAGGUUAAUUAACUUGAAGAAGGACAAGUGGCAGAAUAACUACGACUGGAUUAAGACAAAUUUUGGGGCACUUGCAAAACAAAAUCAAGAACUAACAGUUGCACAAGUAGAGAGUUUGAUGGAAAACUGGCAAGUGGACGAGCUUGAAGGGUUACUAUUGGAAUUGGCAAAUGAGGAGCAGAGAUACUGUCAACCUCGGCCUCAGAUCAGAUCUAGACACGUGUCUUCUGGUAGCACAAAGAAAAGACGGUUCACAGAGGAUGGUCAACAGUUGUAG
This is a messenger RNA of Fomitiporia mediterranea MF3/22, 519 nucleotides long. RefSeq lists its product as uncharacterized. The record is from RefSeq and is a predicted model, not a curated record. The coding region runs from base 1 to 519 and encodes 172 amino acids. NCBI's taxonomy places the organism in Eukaryota, Fungi, Basidiomycota, Agaricomycetes, Hymenochaetales, Hymenochaetaceae. The transcript has 3 exons.